UAAAAGAUAGCUACGAAUAAUAAAAAUCCCUAGUAUGCGAGUCUUUAAAGUUAAUUACCUAGGUACUUCCUGUACAAUACCUAAACUUCACCCUCGCCUCGCAAAAUAUUCAAAACUUCCAAAAAAGCAGCGCAAAGCGCAGCCAUGCCGUCAUCUACACAAUCGCACGCACGCUCUCACGCGCUGCUCCUCCUGCAGAAGCUGCUUAACCUACGGGACAGCGCCAGCCCUCUAACCCUAAUCCUCGACACCCUAGAGCAGAGCGCAGCGCCCGUAGUUCACGAGUUCCUCAGCAGAGCCAAGAUCUCCAAAAGCAAAACAAUCUACCUAUCCUCCUCCCUCCUCCGUAAACCCCCCCACGUCGACGUAUUCAUCAAGUCCUGGGGCGGCAAGACCCCCGACGCCCUCCGCGCCGAAAUAUCCUCACACUACCCAUCCCCCUCCCUAUCCCCAUCCUCACCCUCACCCUCAACCUCCCCCUCACCCUCAUCAUCAAACUACAAAACCGUCGUAAUGAUCGACGCCCUCAACCCCAUCGCCCAGGCCGCCGGCACCCACCUCUCCGCCUUCCUCGCGGGCCUCGUCGCCCCCGGCGUCUCCCUCGUAGCCGUCUUCCACGCCGACCUACCCUUCGUCCUUUAUCCUUCCCCGUUCCCUUUCCCUUGUUCUUCUUCUUCUUCUUCUUCCCCUUCUUCUUGUUUUUUAAACGAGUACGAACCCCACCCCCUCACCACCCUGUGCCACCUCGCCACCGCCGUCCUGCGCGUCGCGAACUUGCCCCACGCCCUCGAGCGCCGCCGCGCGCGCAACCGCUGCCUGCCGGAGCCCGAGUGGGGGCUGGCCGAGGGCCGGGAGGGCGUGCUGGUCGGGCUCGGCGGCGGCGGCGGCGGCGGUGGUGGCGGCGCAGAGAAGCGUGCUGGAGCCGGUGGUAGCGAGGGCCUGGUAUUAGAAAUGGAAUUGAGGCGGCGAAGUGGACGCGCCGUUUCCGAAAAGUUCGUCCUGGUGGCGGGGUCAGGGUCAGGGUCAGGGUCAGGGCAGAAGACGACUUCGAAGCUGUAUCUACUGUCGGACCACCCCGCAUUCAGGGACCCCAGCGACGGAGAGGGGGACGGGGGCGAGGCAGAGAGAGAAGGAGAAGGAGAAGGAGGAGGGGAAGGGGAGAUGCAGACUACGUUUAAUCUAGGGUUGACGGAGAAGCAGCGCAGGGACAGGGAGGGCAUAGUCCUGCCGUACUUCGACGCGCAGACGGACAUCGGCGCGGGCGAAGGCGGGCGCAUCCUGUACGAGAUGGGGCGGGAAGACGACUUUGACGACGAGGAAGAUGAAAUAUGACAUGAAAUCACACUUUCUGCAAUUAAAGCUCGUUAAAAAAAGGUGCCAAAAGCUUUUCUUUCUUUUCUUCCUUGGCUUGCUUGCUUCGUGAUUUGUUGUCGUCUAUUGAUAUACAUUCAUAUGAUGCUGCAACAAUAGCACCU
Daldinia caldariorum is the source of this 1475-nucleotide messenger RNA. Its product is annotated as Elongator complex protein 5. Gene Ontology annotation, cellular component: nucleus; elongator holoenzyme complex; cytosol. The record is from RefSeq and is a predicted model, not a curated record. Gene Ontology annotation, molecular function: tRNA binding. Bases 145 to 1332 code for a protein of 395 amino acids. NCBI's taxonomy places the organism in Eukaryota, Fungi, Ascomycota, Sordariomycetes, Xylariales, Hypoxylaceae. The transcript has 2 exons. Gene Ontology annotation, biological process: tRNA wobble uridine modification.